Messenger RNA from Cucurbitaria berberidis CBS 394.84, 1748 nucleotides. RefSeq lists its product as uncharacterized. Lineage: Eukaryota; Fungi; Ascomycota; Dothideomycetes; Pleosporales; Cucurbitariaceae. The transcript is spliced from 3 exons. The record is from RefSeq and is a predicted model, not a curated record. Gene Ontology annotation, cellular component: membrane. Gene Ontology annotation, molecular function: monoatomic cation transmembrane transporter activity. Gene Ontology annotation, biological process: monoatomic cation transport; transmembrane transport. Bases 112 to 1614 code for a protein of 500 amino acids.
GAAGCCAUCAACCGCAGGGGAGGCUGAGAAAAUCUUCGAGAUAGUUAUUCGAGCAGCAGACGCACUGGGUCUCUGCACGCCCUAGCGCGUGUUGCUGCCAUUUACAGCCCCAUGUUACUGCGCGCCCGCAGAGAUGGCAUGUCUGUCUUUAGCCAGGUCCGACGCGUCGUCUCCAGCUCGCCGCCGUAUGGGCCACCUUCACCGCAAGCCCUGCAUAGUGCUUUCGCAUACUCCUACUCGACGCAAGCCUUGGUGCGACGACACGUCCUACGUUGCUCUUCCCGCCGCCCGCCCAUCUCCCGACCACAGUUGCGCGUCCUCCGCACACAAACAAGGCCAAAAGGCGCUCAAUACCCGCAAGCCUCGCCGCCGCUGCACAACUGGUCCUCGACAGUGCACCGUCUACGACACAUUUCUCCUUCCGCCAUGACGAGCCAGACGCAGACUCGCGGCCAUGUGGGCCACUCCCACCACCAUCACCAUGAUAACACCUUCUUGCUCUCCAAGAACAAGAACGAUGCCGGCGUCCGCAUCACCAGAAUAGGCCUGUACGUCAACCUGGGCAUGGCCGUCAGCAAAGGUUUUGGUGGCUACGUCUUCAAUAGUCAGGCACUCAUCGCCGAUGCCAUACACAGUCUCACCGACUUGGUCAGCGACAUCAUGACCCUCGCAACUGUCGGCUGGUCACUCAAGCCGCCCUCAGAACGCUUUCCCAGUGGAUACGGAAAGGUGGAGAGCCUCGGCUCGCUGGGCGUCAGUGGCAUAUUGCUGGCAGGAGGCUUCUUGAUGGGCUGGUCGGCCUUGAUUUCGCUGUGUCAGCAAUUUUUCCCCCAAGCUGCAGAGGUCGCAGCUGGCUGGGGACUGUUGCCGCAUAGUCACGGUCACCACCAUGGCACCGACGGCUUGGGGCCGAACAUCAAUGCGGUGUGGCUUGCUGCAGGUUCAAUUGCCAUCAAGGAGUGGCUGUACAGAGCAACACUCAAGGUUGCCAAAGAACGCAAGUCGACCGUGCUUGCCUCAAACGCCUAUCACCACCGGGUCGAUUCCCUCACCGCUUUUGUAGCCCUCCUCCUCAUCGCCGGAUCGAACGUCCUGAACAAUGCACAGUGGCUGGACCCGGUGGGCGGCUUGGUCAUCUCCCUCAUGGUUGUGCAGGCUGGCUGGGGCAAUACUAAGGCUGCACUGCUGGAGUUGGCCGAUAUUGGUAUCGACACGGAAAUGAAAGACAAUGUGCGGAAAGCAGCCACCAAGGCGCUAGAAGGCAUAACCUCAGCAUCUCAGCCGGUGAAUCUCCGGGCUGUUCAGGGCGUCAAGGCCGGUCAGAACUAUUUCAUGGACGUCGAGCUCGGCGUCCCAGGAACCUGGACCGUUGAGCAAACUCGUGGUGUGGAGAGCUUGGUUCGAGAGCGCGUUGGCGCCAAGGUACGGGGAGUUAAGAAGGUUCGCGUGCGAUUCGUGACCAACUCAGCAGACGAGCCAGACUUUCUGGAUGAGUUUAUCCCAGGCGACCCAUCUGCUACAUCAAGUCCAGAGUCAGAGGCAGCACACGACCACGACCACGAUCAUGAUCACGGCCACAAGCAUAGCGACGACACUACAAGGAGAAGGAAGUGAUAUUGUUCAUACAAGUGUAUAUACAAAGUACACGGCGCUUUGGAGUUGGAUAAAAGGAUUCCCCAGCAUACAUGAUCUUCAAAGUUUAACGCGCAUUAGAUAUCGAACACAAUCUACAUCAUCUGUCGUCUGAA